AUGCUGCGUCUGAGCGGUUCUUUUCGUGCAUUGCAAUCGCAGGUUGCAACUGGUCAGAUUGCGACUCGUGAGUACCUGGAGAGCUUUGAGCCCCGCAGCCUUCGUCGUCUCAAGGUGUUUGACAGCACCCCUCCAGAUGAUAUACGUCGCGUCUACUUCGAGAAACUGACGUCUAACUAUUCUAAUCCACGUUCGAUAUUGAAACUUUAUCGCAGCUAUAUAGCAGUGGAUGACUAUCCAAGUUAUUCGUGGCUCGUGCGGUGUUUAUGUCAGUUGGGUAAUGCGUUUUCGUUUAAUUCGUUCUGGUCGCCUUUUGAUAGGCAGGCUUUGGUGGGCCUUCCGCUGUUUAAGUAUCUGAUCUUCGACCUCAUUGAACGUAAGCGUUAUCUUCAUCCACGGCAUGCGCCUCGUGUGCUUUUCGCACUGACUGCACUGGACUAUCGUUGUUGGCAGUUACUUCCGGAUAUCAUCGAUUUGGUGGAAUCGCAUCUUGAGCAAUGGCGUUUGCCAACAUUAAGUUGUUUGAUCUUCUGCUGUGUACAGCUUGGACUUCAUAAUGUACCAUUGGGUGGCACUUCCACGAGCAACAGCAGCGUUGUUGAUUUGCUCUUUAACGAGGUACUGCGCCGCGACCCAGCUGAUGCCAGUGGUUUCGAUUGGGCGCUUUUGUCAUACUGUCUCGUUCUAACUAAUCGUUACGAAUGGCCUAGCAAGUGCGAGUCUGCUCUUCCACUCUUUUUACAACGAGCGUGUAUGACUUUGUCACUAGAGACUCUUCCCCUAAGUGGCUGGGUACAGUACAUGCUGUACCUUACAUUGUAUUGUACUGACGUGGAGCGUCCUCAAAAUGAGACCGCUAUUAAGCAAAGUGUCCCUUUUGAGUUCCAGGAGUCUCUUCACACUCGCUGGCUAAACGACAUCCUUGUCCAUGCUCAGCCUCAGGGAUCUGAACAACUGCAGAAGGACGUUGACUCCGUGCUUGAGGGUCUUGGUAUAACGGAAGGUCUAAUAAACUGUUCAGUUGGCAGGGAAGAUGACGAGCAGCAUUGUCUCUUUGCUGGUCACGUUUUCCCCAAUCGUCGUCUGUGCUUCGAGUACAACUACUUGCAAUGUAGACCGGACGGCGAACCAGUUGAGGGCGGUCUGAUUUCCUUCCGUCGUCGUAUCUUCCGUAAUUGUGGCUACAACGUAGCGGUUUUACACAAGGGCCAAUGGGACUGUCUUUCGUUGAGCGAUAAAGAGGAGCAAUUGUUGCGUAUUCUGUCAACGUUUCCUCCAUUGCCUGGUGCUAAUUAUGAGUCUACUCCGGGUCCCAAUGAAUUUGAGGCUAAUGCUGGAAUUAAGCACUUUAAGCAUCUGCGUCCUCAAAUGACAUCUUGGCCUCCUGAAAAGAUUGCUGUUUAG
Babesia sp. Xinjiang is the source of this 1404-nucleotide messenger RNA. RefSeq lists its product as uncharacterized. NCBI's taxonomy places the organism in Eukaryota, Apicomplexa, Aconoidasida, Piroplasmida, Babesiidae. The record is from RefSeq and is a predicted model, not a curated record. The transcript has 5 exons. Bases 1 to 1404 code for a protein of 467 amino acids.